AUGUCGUCAACGGCCUGUCGUUAUCGCCCAGGUCGCCGUGGAGGCGACAAGCUCCAACAGACCCUGCAAAUGCGGCAGCUGCGACAGAGACCGCCUCAACACCAAACACAUCAGCGACUCCAACUGGAAGUGACAACCAUCGAACCUGCGACGCAGGCCGCCACACAGGCAGCGGCGUCUGUCGAGACGCAGACACCGAGUACUCCAGACAACACAGCCGCCUCCAAGGCUGGAAACGGAACAGACAAUGGCGCCGGACAAGCCGCGGGAACAGAGCCGUCUUCUUCUGCACCAGACGGUACCGCGCCUGCUCAGACUGGAAGUGGAACAGAAAACGGAGCAGUCCCGGCCGUGGGCGUCGGGGGAGAUAAUACAAGCUUGUUGAGCAUUCUGACCCAGACCACCAUCCAGCCAGCCAGUCAGGCAGCUGCAGUACCAGAGACACCAGCUUCCACAGCAGACAGCUCUCCAACAACGGAGACCGUCUCAGCGGAGCAGAAUGCAAACACUGCGUCCCAGGCGCCAGGCACGGGGACGGCAAUCCAGCGAAAUACGGCACAACCCGAAACACAAGACCAGCCCGCCUCGACGACCACCGUGCAAGCUCAGACGACCGUCUUCGCGACAUCUGUCGUGACGGCCGAAGUCACCGCCGCCACACCUCCAGCUUCAACAAACUCGGUCCCGCCGGACUCGGAAGCAUCCCCUGCCCCUGCACAAGCACCCGCACCCUCUCCAGACACAGGAGCCCAAGAACCCGAGCCGGCACCCGGCACGCAAUCCAUCACAGUCGUCUUCGUCACCGUAAGUCCCACCUUCACGGGCCCUAUCGGCCGAUACACGACCCUGAGUCCCGACGCAAACGGGAAUGCCGCGACCCCUGCGUCCACUCUGCCCACUGAGGCUCAGUCCGCACCUGCAUCCGAGUCCACAUCCCAGUCCCAGUCCCCGUCCCAGCAAGACCCUCCAACAACCACCUCGUCUUCCGCAACGCUAGUAAGCACCAUCCCGCUAGGACUGGCCAGUAUACCGAACACGCCCGUCACGUCGUCGACCGACGCCACGCCCGCAACGUCGACAGUGACAGUGACACUGCCAUCUACCACCCCGGCCGCCUCAACCGCGUCCGCGGCGGAGACAGCCUCGAUUUCGAGUCCGAGUCCGAGUCCGGAACCCAAUGCGUCAAGUGCCUCGGACGGCCUCGCCGUCGUGCCUGUCACGGUGACGAACAUCCAAGCCGCGGUGACGCAAACCGUCACAGAGACGCAGACGGAGACGGCGCAGAUCACCACCACGGCGACGGAAACGGUGCGAGAGACAGCGACGGUCACGAUCACUCAGAAGCUGUUGAUCACGGCGGGAUAG
Cladophialophora carrionii CBS 160.54 is the source of this 1365-nucleotide messenger RNA. RefSeq lists its product as uncharacterized. The coding region runs from base 1 to 1365 and encodes 454 amino acids. The record is from RefSeq and is a predicted model, not a curated record. The transcript is spliced from 2 exons. Lineage: Eukaryota; Fungi; Ascomycota; Eurotiomycetes; Chaetothyriales; Herpotrichiellaceae.